Molecule: messenger RNA, 837 nt
Organism: Triticum turgidum subsp. durum (durum wheat)
Lineage: Eukaryota; Viridiplantae; Streptophyta; Magnoliopsida; Poales; Poaceae
Source: the annotation of a GenBank genome assembly
AUGUACCAUCUGCUCCUCCUCCUCCUCGUCUUGCUCCCCUUCGCCACGGCCGACGCCCACCCCGCCGCUUCCUGCAGCAACGCCACCUGCGGCGGCCAGAGCAUCGCCUACCCGUUCUGGCUCGCUAGCUCCGGCCCCAACUGCGGCUACCCGGGCCUCGGCGUCUCCUGCAACGACAACGCCCCGAUCCUCGACGUCCAGUUCCACCAGUACAGGGUCCUGCGCAUCGACUACGCCAACCGGACCGUCUCCCUCGCCGACGUGGACGCCUGGAACACGACCUGCCCGCGGCUCAGCUUCACCCUCUCCGUCGACCCCCGCUCAUCGCUGCAGCUCACGCCCUCCAACUCCAGGCUCACCCUCCUCUACAGCUGCAAGGCCGGCGUCUCCCGGCCCUCCGCCGUGAAACUCGACGGCUGCCCGGAACAGAGCAUGGCCUGGUACGUGCUCCCUGAUGACGACCGGGUCAUGGGCAAAGCGCACGCGUACGGGUGCGAGGAGGCGGUGACGACGCCGGUGCUGAUGAGCCCGCAUCGUCCGGCAAACCCGUCGCUCCGUGCGGUGCUCAGCGGUGGGUUCGAGGUGCGUUACGAUGAUCGGUCCGAGCGGUGCGGCGCAUGCGAGCAAUCCGGCGGACGGUGCCGAUACGGGCGCAUCGAGGAGCACGGCGGGACGGGCUUCUCAUGUGUCUGCGACGAUGGCGCUAACAAGCUCCGGUGCGGGGAUGCACUCUCCUUGCGCUUGAAGAGACAAAUAUUGUGUAAGACACAUUUGUUUUUCUCGAGUUCAUCAUUUUGCUUCUCCCUUGUAGUCAUAUAUUAUUAUCAAACAAGCUAG